This is a messenger RNA of Caenorhabditis briggsae, 1353 nucleotides long. It is a transcript of the gene Cbr-arr-1, whose product is annotated as Protein CBR-ARR-1. Gene Ontology annotation, cellular component: cytoplasm. Lineage: Eukaryota; Metazoa; Nematoda; Chromadorea; Rhabditida; Rhabditidae. Gene Ontology annotation, molecular function: G protein-coupled receptor binding. Gene Ontology annotation, biological process: signal transduction; G protein-coupled receptor internalization. The coding region runs from base 1 to 1353 and encodes 450 amino acids. The record is from RefSeq and is a predicted model, not a curated record. The transcript is spliced from 9 exons.
AUGGUCGAUGAGGAUAAAAAAUCGGGGACGAGAGUAUUCAAGAAAACAAGCCCGAAUGGAAAAAUCACAACAUAUUUGGGGAAACGAGAUUUCAUCGACCGCGGCGAUUAUGUUGAUAUGAUAGAUGGCAUGGUUCUCAUCGACGAGGAAUACGUAAAGGAAAACAAAAAAGUAACUGCACAUCUACUAGCUGCAUUUCGCUAUGGGAGAGAAGACCUUGAUGUGCUCGGAUUGACGUUUCGUAAAGAUUUGAUAUCGGAAACGUUUCAAGUGUUCCCACAAACGGAGAAAGCUAUCGCGCGACCGUUAACAAGGUUACAAGAACGGCUGAAACGAAAACUUGGUCCAAAUGCCUAUCCGUUUUGGUUCGAAGUUGCACCCAAAAGUGCAAGCAGUGUCACUCUUCAGGUUGGUUACGAUAGUCGUUCUCCUCCGAAAAACUGUAUCACCCAGCCUGCACCUGGAGACACUGGGAAACCUUGUGGAGUGGAUUAUGAACUGAAAACUUUCGUUGCCUGCACAGAAUCAGGCAAUUCAGAAAAAUCAAAGAAAAGCGCAAUAACUAACACCGUCCGUCUUGCCAUCAGAAAGUUGACUUACGCUCCGUUUGAAGCACGCCCACAGCCAAUGGUCGAUGUCUCGAAAUAUUUCAUGAUGUCAUCCGGUCUUCUGCACAUGGAAGUUUCAUUGGACAAAGAAAUGUAUUACCACGGAGAAUCUAUCGCUGUUAAUGUGCACAUUCAAAACAACAGCAACAAAACGGUCAAAAAGCUAAAAAUAUGUAUCAUCCAAGUAGCCGAUAUUUGCCUUUUUACAACUGCUUCCUACUCAUGUGAAGUUGCUCGUAUCGAGAGCAACGAAGGAUUCCCAGUCGGGCCGGGAGCUACACUUUCCAAAGUUUUCUCUGUCUGCCCUCUUCUCAGUAAUAACAAGGAUAAAAGAGGACUCGCACUGGAUGGACAACUCAAGCAUGAGGACACUAAUUUAGCUUCAAGCACAAUAUUGGACGCCAAAACUUCAAAGGAAAGCUUGGGGAUUGUUGUGCAAUACAGAGUCAAAGUUCGUGCUGUGUUGGGACCACUGAAUGGAGAACUAUUUGCUGAACUGCCAUUCACUCUCACACACUCCAAACCUCCAGAAACACCAGAAAGAACGGAGCGUGCUUUCUCGAUAAGCGAUGCUACUAAUGGCUCCGACCCUCAAGAUAUUGAUCUCAUUCAACUACACGAAGAACUAGAGCUACGGGAUGAUGACGAUCUGAUCUUCGAAGAUUUUGCUCGCAUGCGGUUACACGGAAACGACAGUGAGGAUCAGCCGUCACCAAGUGCCAACUUGCCGCCAAGCCUUUUGUGA